AUGAAUCGGGACGACGACUUGCCCUCCUGUAAAUUGAAUCCAAAACUGCGACGGUUGCUGCGAAAAUGGGAUAUCCAAGUGAUAUCAAAAGCAAAGACAACACUCUUCACCAGUCUGCCGACACAACACGAGAAGGUUGAGGAACUGGAUUGCUCAGAAGUUUAUCGCAUCCAACAGGGCAACUGUGAGCAGAAGUAUAUCGGUGAAAGAGGAAGAAAGAUCCGCUUAAAUAUCAGGAAACACCAAAGACUCUGCCGACACAUGGAUAAGGACAGAUCCGAAAUAGUGGAACAUAUUGUACGGACGGGACACGAAAUCACUGAAAGGCUGGCUACGUAUGGUUAA
Protopolystoma xenopodis is the source of this 345-nucleotide messenger RNA. NCBI's taxonomy places the organism in Eukaryota, Metazoa, Platyhelminthes, Monogenea, Polystomatidea, Polystomatidae. The record is from the annotation of a GenBank genome assembly.